ACUAUCAUCAUAUAUUAUAUAACACACAAAGAGAGAGAGAGAGUAAUUUGGCGUUGCCCACCAACCUAACUUCUUUACUACAUCAACAACUCAUGUCCACCUUUGUUCAAGAUUUUUAUUAUUAUAAACACGCCUGCAGCGUGAAAAUAAAACCGCAAACAUCAUAAGAAACAUACAAACGGAAGUCUUGUGCCUUCACUACCGAUUUGUGAUGGAGAAGAGGAAGAAGGCCAAUCAUGAAGAUGAAGGUGGUGAUUAUGUUCUUCCUGUACAUAGCCAAGUAGUGAAGAUAAAGAAAGAGUUUGAGAAGAUUCAUCAACCGGAAAUGCUGAGGGUGCUUCGCCAGAUCACAGGUCCACAGCGUUCCCGUUCUCCUCUCGGGUUAGGGCAGAGAGACCGCAGACCUAUCACUGCUGGGAAUUGAUAACAAAGAAACAGCGAUGGAGAUAGGUUACUAUCUGUGUAUUUUAGGCUUUCCCUUUUGUCUUUCAAUGUAAAUAUCUUUAGUAAAUGUCAUGAGUAUCCUAUAUCAACAAAUCUUUUGCUUCU
This is a messenger RNA of Brassica napus (rape), 549 nucleotides long. RefSeq lists its product as uncharacterized. The transcript has a single exon. The record is from RefSeq and is a predicted model, not a curated record. Lineage: Eukaryota; Viridiplantae; Streptophyta; Magnoliopsida; Brassicales; Brassicaceae. The coding region runs from base 212 to 424 and encodes 70 amino acids.